GGAGAGGGAGGAAGAGGAGAGGGAGGAGCUGGGAAAGCACCAGAAGAGGCAGCUGAGAGCGAGAGUGGAACAGACGGAGGCAGCACUGACUGCAGUCAGCUGAGCUCCACUACGCUCACAUCUGGAUCCAUCAGAACAUCUGGACAAGACCAAACCAGACUAGACCGGACCAGACCGGACAGAACUUUGUCCCCUCGAGGGAAAAGGAAGAGCUGACAGAGAGCGAGGAGAGAUUCUCUUCAUCCUCCCACUGACAAAAAAACAAACCACACGAGGAAGAAGCAGCCGAGCAGAGGAGAUGAGUGUGAACGCUGUCGCCACCUCACAGUGAAGUGAAGUGAAGUAAAAUGGACAGGAUGCUGACUGCUUCACAAAUCUGAUCCAGGACUUCAGGGCGAGCUGUGGGUGGCAGACAGCUGGAAGGGGGAGGCUGAGAUUCACAAAACAAAGACAUGCUACAACUAAGACGGAGCUGCUGCAUGAGGAGAGGAGUGACGGAGUGAAGGCAGACACGAGCUGACGGAGCACAGACCGCUGAACAGAUUCACGAUCCGUUUGUUGGAGAAGGUGCAGAAGGUGCAGCGAUGGGCUAAAUGGAUGUGAGGAGGUGAGAGGAAGUCAUGCUGAACGCUCUGCACGGCUGCUUCAAACAUGAUUUCUCUGACACCGCCAUGUACCUUCACCUCCUCUUCCUCCCGCUCUUCACCAGGAAACCUGGAUGAUAAACUUGACUGUGCUCAUCAUCUUUGAGUCUGCUGUUUACACCUCACAAACUCUUUUUCAUUCUGUUUCUCCUCUCCGGAUGGCCGGUGGAUGGAUGCAGUCACCUCAGUCUGAAUAAUUGGAAGUUAAAGAGUUACACUGCAUCACCAGAGGAGGAGAAAACACUUCCACAAACUGGAAGAUGAAGAUGAGAAUUCACAGCUUCGUGUUUGUUUGUCAGGAGUCUGUAACAGAAAUAUAAAGACAGAACUCCAGACUGAUCCAAUGCCCGCAGCCUACCGGUGGCAUCAUGUCGUACGUUGCUGGUAACGGCGGUUUCCUGCAGGGUGUGGUAGCACCGUCAUGGUGGUAUACUGUCGUGUUGUUAGUUUGUCUCCAGCUCUCCUGGCUGAGCCCGGUCCAGGCCACCGUCUGCCCAUUUCAGGGCUCCUCCCUGGCAGGUGGGUGCCUCUGCACCUCGGACAUCCUGAGCUGCACGGCCGUGGGUCUGGAGCAGGUCCCUGGGGACGUACCGGUCUCUGCCGUCACUCUGGAUCUCAGCCAUAACCGGAUUGUGCAAUUGGAGUGGGGCAGUUUUGAAGGCCUUUAUCGAUUAGAGACAUUACGGUUAGCACACAACCAGCUGACCACCAUCCACCCGGGAGCAUUUCGAAACAGCUCCGGGACUCUGCUUCGACACCUGGACCUGUCAUCCAAUCAGCUUCGUGUUCUGGAGCAGCAUUACUUCUUAGACCUGCCUGGACUGGAGGAACUGCUACUGUUCAACAACCGGAUCGUCCAUGUGGAAAGCCGAGCUCUGGCUGGACUGGGCAGCCUUCGCAAGGCCUACCUCAGUCAUAACCGCCUCACUGACUUCCCCUUCUUUUCCAUCCAAGAGCACAGCCACCCUCACCUGUCCAUGCUGGAUCUGUCCUCAAACCGCCUGCCCAAGCUGCCCCUGGAGGAUAUAUCAAACUUACCCCUAUCAGUCCAGAGAGGACUGUACCUUCACAACAACUCCCUGGUGUGCGAGUGUUCCAUGUACGGACUCUUCCGGCACUGGGAACAGAAAGGUUUCACCUCGGUAAGCGACUUUAGGCAGGAGCACACCUGUCUGGUCUUCGGGAUACAGAAAGGCACCGUGCGCUUCUUCAAACACGACCGCUACUUUGAAAAAUGCAACCUGACGGCACUGAGUGGGUUGCUGAGGGAGCAAGAGAGCAGUGUCUCAGUGAAGGAGGGAAAAGCUGUGCUGCUGCACUGCGUGACCACUCUGACCGGACGGCAUGUGACCUUUCUCUGGGUGGCGCCCAAUCAGGAGUAUGUGGCACCGCCGGGAAACAACGGAUCCUUAAAGAUGUACGCCAACGGCAGCUUGGAGAUCGUGGCGGCUCGCGAGGCAGAUUCUGGUGUGUACUGGUGCAUGGCUCUGGACCAGCAGCAGAAGCGCAAUGAGACGCAGGAGGUCAACGUGACUGUGGUGCUGCACCAUGAGAGCGACCCGCAUGAGUCCUUCAACACUGGAUUCACCACCCUGCUGGGCUGCGUGGUGAGCCUGGUGUUGGUCCUCAUGUACCUCUACCUGACGCCUUGCCGCUGCCCUCCCUGCCUCAAGACCUCCACCCCCAUCACUGCCACCCCGGGUCAAGGGAACGAGGUUGGUGCAGGGAGCGCCCAAUCGUCUAUCCUCACCCCGACCCCGCCGACGACCACCGAGGGCCCGGGCCGCAAGGUCAGCACCAACAAGCAUGUGGUGUUUCUGGAGCCGAUCAAAGAGCAGCAGAACGGCAGACUCAGGACGGGGCCGGUAGCCGGGGCAGUGCACGGCGGACACUUGGGUCCGGGUUUACUGCUAGAGCCAGAGCAGAGCUCAAAGCUCCACAUCCAGUCGCAGCAGAGGGCGGGGGAGACGGACUCCUUCGUAUCCAUGUUCUCAGACACUCCCAUCAUGUUGCCAUAGCAACGGCACAAACAGAGAGACAGACUGGCACUAUCAUCACCUCUCACACACUUCCUUUCUCCUCCGUUCCUCUGGUUACCUCCUCGCCACCUCCCACUGCAUCCAGCACUUGACCUGAGCAAACCAAACCAGUACUCCCACACUGACUCAGAGCUCUUCAAACUUAGACUUUGUAUGCUUUAGGCUGUGAGGCUUUAAACUGCCUGAUGAAACACAAUCAAAGUGCAAUUUUAAGAGAUGAAAUAACCAAAUUUACAGAACUAUUGUUGUUUGCCCAGGUCUGCCCACUAAGCCCUGCAGCCAUGUACCAAUGCACUGUGACGGGACGGGCUCAAAGGGAAGGCACGGUGCUCGGGGCGAACGUUAGGGAGUCCAAAGUGUCAGAAGUAGAAAGAAGACUGAGCCAGGAGAGAGUUAGAGCAUGGACCGCUGUCCCUUUAAGCACGGCUUGUACCUUUAAUGAACAUUUGCUCCAGAUGCCUUCUUGUCUCAUACAGAGAAAAACAACAAAUGAUCUUUUUUAAAGCUUUUUAGCGUUUCCUGUUUUUCUUUCCAGAGUCGGUGUGUCAGUCAAUUCGAGCCAAAAUGAUCCGCCUAGUGUAGCUCUGUCACAACGUGAGGCGUUUUAUAGAGUUUAGACAAGCGAGAAGAAGAAGAAGAAGAAGAAGGUUUUAGAAAGUAAAAAUAGAAACUGAUUUAAAGGUACGACUCUCCCUCCUUCCUCCUCCUCUUCCUCUGAACAUGAUUAGUGUCAUCAGUUCAGGAAAAAAAGAGAAAUGAAAAUGAAUUGUGCUGAAGGGAACAGCUGCAGUUUGAGUUCAUUCGAGACUUUUCAAAGGUUUCAUCGAUCAAAGUGACGAAGGACAGAUCGGUCUGUGUGAUGAAUAAACAGCAGGACUGACAUGUUUGUGUUUAGACUGUCUUCACUGUAUUCACUGCAUCUCCCCCUCCUCCUCUCUUUAUCUGUGUGUUAAUAAAGCUGUAUCUGACCGUCCAGGUGAAUGUCCGCCUUGUUAUUGUUCUUCAGGCACUCAACUUGGUGCAUGAUAAUGGAAGUCUGUGUGUUUAUUCAUAGCCUGAAAUAUUGACACUAAUCCUUCAAACACACGAUUCAGUUUCAAACCACAGACGUCACAGUGAACAAUCAGUCUGCAGUACAGACAGAACAAACUGUAAGAAAAUGAUUUUCAUAAAUCACAGCAGCAGAUCAGUCAAAAAUCUGUUCAACACCUCCUACUAUCAUCACCUCCACCGCUGUCAUCAUCAUCAUCAUCUCC
This is a messenger RNA of Larimichthys crocea (large yellow croaker), 3939 nucleotides long. It is a transcript of the gene amigo3, whose product is annotated as adhesion molecule with Ig-like domain 3. The record is from RefSeq and is a predicted model, not a curated record. Lineage: Eukaryota; Metazoa; Chordata; Actinopteri; Sciaenidae. Gene Ontology annotation, molecular function: protein binding. Gene Ontology annotation, biological process: brain development. Gene Ontology annotation, cellular component: membrane. The transcript has a single exon. Bases 1013 to 2662 code for a protein of 549 amino acids.